CCACCCACCUGCCUGUUUCACCAGCUCCUCCCUGGCCUCCUGUUUCUGACCUGGCUGCACGCAUGCCUGGCCCACCAUGACCCCUCCCUCAGGGGGCACCCCCACAGUCACGGUACCCCACGCUGCUACUCGGCUGAGGAACUGCCGCUUGGCCAGGCCCCACCACACCUGCUGGCUCGAGGUGCCAAGUGGGGACAGGCUUUGCCUGUAGCCCUGGUGUCCAGCCUGGAGGCAGCAGGCCACAGGAGGAGGCAUGAGAGGCCCUCAGCUACGACCCAGUGCCCGGUGCUGCGGCCGGAGGAGGUGUUGGAGGCAGACACCCACCAGCGCUCCAUCUCGCCCUGGAGAUACCGCGUGGACACAGACGAGGACCGCUAUCCGCAGAAGCUGGCCUUCGCCGAGUGCCUGUGCAGAGGCUGUAUUGACGCGCGGACAGGCCGCGAGACAGCUGCCCUCAACUCCGUGCGGCUGCUCCAGAGCCUGCUGGUGCUGCGCCGCCGGCCCUGCUCCCGCGACGGCUCGGGGCUCCCCACGCCCGGGGCCUUCGCCUUCCACACCGAGUUCAUCCACGUGCCUGUCGGCUGCACCUGCGUGCUGCCCCGUUCAGUGUGACCGCCGAGGCGGUGGAGCCCCUAGACUGGACACACGUGCUCCCCAGAGGGCACCCCCUAUUUAUGUGUAUUUAUUGUUAUUUAUAUACCUCCCCCAACACUACCCUUGGGGUCUGGGCAUUCCCCGUGCCUGGAGGACAGCCCCCCACUAUUCUCCCCAUCUCUAGCCUCAGUAGUUGGGGGUAGAAGGAGCUCAGCAUCUCUUUCCGGCCCUUAAAGCCACAGAAAAGGUGUCACACGGCUGCCUGUACCUUGGCUGCCUGCCCUGCUCCUGGCUUCCCUCACCCUAUCACUGGCCUCAGGACCCCCAGGCUGCCUCUCCCCAACCUCCUUGGAAGUACCCCUGUUUCUUAAACAAGUAUUUAAGUAUACGUGUAUUAUUAAACUGAUGAACACA
Pongo pygmaeus (Bornean orangutan) is the source of this 1008-nucleotide messenger RNA. It is a transcript of the gene IL17C, whose product is annotated as interleukin 17C. The annotation marks the transcript as partial. The transcript has 2 exons. The record is from RefSeq and is a predicted model, not a curated record. Gene Ontology annotation, molecular function: cytokine activity. Gene Ontology annotation, cellular component: extracellular region. Gene Ontology annotation, biological process: inflammatory response. NCBI's taxonomy places the organism in Eukaryota, Metazoa, Chordata, Mammalia, Primates, Hominidae.